AUGUCCAGCUCACAGAGUAGUGAUGGGGAGUCUUUAUCAGUGAUUGAAAACCCCGCAGUUGUGACUCCAACCUUUAACAAAACAUCAGGACUGGAGGACACCAAAGACGUACCGAACAGAACCUGGUUUCAUUCUUUUGCCCACAGACUGGUGAGGUGUAUGGCGGCAUUGUGCGCUGUUGGACUGCUGGGGGGUCUGGCAGUUGGGGUCUGGUUUCUGGUCAAACUACUCCUAAAGCCUUCUUCCACUCACAGUCCAGUGGGCUUGGGUGACACCAAAGAAACCUCUUUCUGCAAUGUAACUGAAGACAUUUCUAUCUCUGACUCCAGAAAAGUGUUUUACAGAAUCAGUCCGGAGAACUCUGUCCUGGAGAUCCAGCUGAGCAAAGUGCCCACAUGGCUGCCUGUGUGCUACGAGAGGUGGAACUCUUCUCUGGGAACAUUGGUCUGUCGACAACUGGGCUAUCUCAGUUUGACAAAACAUAAAGGAGUAAAUCUCACCGACAUUGGACCAAGCUACACUGAUGGUUUUAUACAAAUUACCCAAGAAAACAAAAAUGGACUGGAAAAUAUGUGGCAGCUAAGGGGGAGUUGUAUAACGGGGAAGGUUAUCGCUUUACAAUGUUCUGAGUGUGGGACCAGGGCGAAGCUGCCCAGAAUAAUCGGAGGCGUCGAGGCCGCGCUGGGCAGGUGGCCAUGGCAGGUCAGUCUUUACUACAGCAACCGCCACAACUGUGGAGGCUCCAUCAUCACCAGGCACUGGGUCGUCACAGCAGCGCAUUGUGUUCACAACUACAGACUCCCUCAGGUGUCCAACUGGGUGGUCUAUGCUGGUCUUGUAACACGCAGCUCGGCUAAAAUGACUCAACGCACUGGAUACGCUGUAGAAAAAAUUAUCUACAACAAAAACUACAACCACAGAAGCCAUGACAGUGACAUAGCCCUGAUGAAACUGCGCACUCCACUGAAUUUCUCAGAUACAAUAAGACCAGUGUGCUUGCCACAAUACGACUAUGAUCUACCAGGAGGAACACAGUGCUGGAUCUCUGGAUGGGGUUACACACAACCAGAUGGCAUACAAUCACCAGACACUUUAAAAGAAGCUCCUGUUCCUAUAAUAAGCACGAAAAAGUGUAACAGCUCCUGCAUGUACAAUGGUGAAAUCACAUCACGGAUGCUUUGUGCUGGAUACACAGAAGGAAAAGUGGAUGCCUGUCAGGGUGACAGCGGGGGACCACUGGUGUGCCAGGAUGAUAACGUGUGGAGGCUGGUGGGAGUUGUCAGCUGGGGGACAGGCUGUGCAGAACCUAAUCAUCCCGGUGUCUAUACCAAAGUGGCUGAAUUCUUGGGCUGGAUCUAUGACAUGAUUGAGAAUUACUGAGGAUACAUCAGGGUUAGUCUAAUCAUGGGUUUCAGGCAAAUGAUUCUGCUGGAAACAUGGCUUGUGCUGGUUGUCCCUAAGCUUAAAAGUAUU
Periophthalmus magnuspinnatus is the source of this 1473-nucleotide messenger RNA. It is a transcript of the gene tmprss5, whose product is annotated as transmembrane serine protease 5. Gene Ontology annotation, molecular function: serine-type endopeptidase activity. Gene Ontology annotation, cellular component: membrane. Gene Ontology annotation, biological process: proteolysis. The coding region runs from base 1 to 1380 and encodes 459 amino acids. The record is from RefSeq and is a predicted model, not a curated record. Lineage: Eukaryota; Metazoa; Chordata; Actinopteri; Gobiiformes; Gobiidae. The transcript has 13 exons.